Cotesia congregata is the source of this 1137-nucleotide messenger RNA. NCBI's taxonomy places the organism in Eukaryota, Metazoa, Arthropoda, Insecta, Hymenoptera, Braconidae. The record is from the annotation of a GenBank genome assembly.
AUGAUAUUGCCGUACAGUUUUGGAAUUCUCAGAGGUCUGGGUUUGUGGAAGCUGGAAAAUAUUACCGGAUGGAAAAAAUAUUUACAGAUUAUUUAUUCAUAUUUUUGGAUAACAAUAGUCUCCUGUUGCGUAUUUUUUGAAUUAUUAGCAAUUACCGAGCAUAUAAAUGACGUACAGCAGUUUGUUGACAGCUCAAUAAUACUUUUGACCAUGAUUGCAAUCUGUGGAAAAAUGUUCAAUGUACUUGCUAGGCGUAAAGAAAUAAUCCACUUAUUAGCCAUUUUACAAACUUACCCGUGUUGUUAUCAAGAUGAUGAAGAGAAAAAUAUCCAAGAUAAAUAUGACAAAACUAUAAACUUGAGAACAAUAGUUUACUUGGGACUUACCGAGUCGGCUGUUACGAUGGUUCUGAGUGUGUCAAUGUUAAAUGAUAUUCCAAAUCGAGCACUGGCGUAUAACGUGUGGGUGCCAUACGAUCCCACCACAAGCAUCGGUUACUUUGUAACGUAUGGCCAUCAAUUUUUUGCACACUUUGUAGGUGCGUCAGUUAAUGCUGCGUUUGACACUCUUGUUCCAAGUCUGAUACUAAAAAUUAACUGUCAAUUGAGUAUUCUCGAGCACCGUAUUAAUUUGAUAUCCAAAAAUGUUUAUAACGAUGAUUCACUUGCUGAUAUUAAAAAGAAUAAAGAAAUAAGUGAAAUUUCAAAAUGUGUCGAUCAUCACCUAAAAAUAUUUCAAUUAGUUGAAAUACUAAACAAAAUCUUCAGCUCGGUUAUUUUUUUACAAUUUUCCAUAAGCACUAUCGUUAUAUGCGUUACAGUCUACAGAUUAUCGCAAAUUCAACUCAGUCAUCCAGAAUUCAUUCCAACGGCUUGUUAUUUUAUCUGUAUGCUUUUACAGGUUUUUAUAAUUUGUUUAGCCAGUAGCGAAUGUAGUUUUAAGAGUUAUGAUAUAGUUACUGCGGUUUAUCAAACAAAUUGGUACAUUUUGAGUGUCAGUUCCCAAAAAAGUUUAUUACUCAUAAUGAGACGCAGUCUUCGGCCGUUAAAAUUUACGGCUGGAUCUUUUGUUGAAAUAUCUCUAAACACAUAUAAUCAGUUGGUGAAGCUAUCAUACUCCGCUUACAAUGUUCUUCAA